GCAGUGCUGAAUGCCAGCCUCCCACAGAGCUCAUUCAUCUCAACUUACUUCAGAGAUCCUGAGUGAGUGUCCCAGCACUUCGCACCCUGCACUGAUGGGUCCCUCACGCCUGCCUGCACCCUGCACUACUCCUGCUGCUGCUGGGAACUGACUUCUGUGCAUCUCACCAGGCUGCCUGCUCCUAUUCUGCCUCUCAAGUGUUUUAUACAACAUAUUUUCCGUGUUGAUCUGCUGCCACCAUGGGGAUAAAGACGGCAUUACCGCACUAUGAGCUUGGCUUCUACGCCCUUGUUGUGACCUGCGCUCUGGUUUACUCUUUGAAUGGGAUAUUCGAAGCAUCUCGAGAUAACAUGAACCGGAAGACGUUUAGAGAAAAUGUCAAGUCGGGGUGGCAUUACUUUGGUAGGAAAAUGGAUGUUGCAGACUUCGAAUGGGUGAUGUGGUUCACAACAUUCAGGAAUUAUAUCAUCUUCGCCCUCGCAGGUCAUGUUAUUUUUGCCAAGAUCUUCUCUCUUCUAGUCCCUCAGUACAGGUCCUGGAUCUACAUGCUGUACGGGCUCCUGACUGUAUUUGCCAUCAUGGGAAGUAACUACCUGAUGCUGAUCUUGUCGCACUGCGUCAUCCUCUACACUAUCUCGCUGGUAAAAUCCAAGUGGCUCUGCUUUGCUGCUGGCCUGUGUAGCCUGGUGACCUUCAAGGUGGAGCCUUUCAUCUCCUGGCAAAAUGGCUUUGUCACAGGAACUUUUAAUCUGCAAGAUAUCCUCUUCUAUGGGGGCAGCGGGUUCACCAUCCUGCGCUGCAUGAGCUUCGCCCUGGAGACCUGUGACAGAAGAGAGGGAUUUUACUCUCCUAUUGACCUCCUCAAGUACAACUUCUACCUCCCGUUCUUCUUCUUUGGCCCAAUUAUGACCUUUGACCAGUUUUACCAACAGGUAUACACCAAGUCCCUGACACGUAAGGAGAAUGAGAUGUGGAACAUACGUGUCCAGGCUGCGACCAAUCUCCUAGUGAUCGUUCUCGUGGACGUUUUCUUCCACUUCCUCUAUAUCCUCACCAUGCCGUCCGACCUGAAGAUUGUGAAUAAGCUUUCCGACUGGGAAUUGGCGGGUCUGGCGUACUCUAACUUGGUGUAUGAUUGGGUGAAAGCAGCUGUGAUGUUCGGGGUUAUAAACACAAUCUCCAGACUGGACCACCUGGACCCGCCACAACCCCCCAAAUGUAUCACUAUGCUCUACGUCUUUGCUGAAACGCACUUUGACAGAGGGAUCAAUGACUGGCUCUGCAAAUACGUCUACGAUUACCUUGGGGAGGGUCAUAAUAACAUUAGGAAGGAGUUGGUGGCCACUAUCUCCACGUUUCUGGUCACCACCUUGUGGCUUGGACCCUGUGAUAUUGUCUAUAUCUGGUCUGUUUUCAACUGCUUUGGUCUGAACUUUGAGCUGUGGGUUCAAAAAUUCUUUGAGUUGGAGCAAUUCGCCAAACUGGAGGCCAAGCUGCCAGAAUCAAUGUCCAGGAGAAUCCGGGGGGGUUUCGGCGCAGCUAAUUUCUGGGCAAUUAUUUUAUACAAUAUUUUAGCCCUCAACAGCCUGGAGUUCGCUCUGCUGGUCGCUAAGAGGAUUCUUAUAACAGGUUUCCCAGCGAGCACAGCGUCUAUCUGGUUUGUGACGUACUGCGGGGUUCAGCUGAUAAAGGAGAGAGAACGGAUUCACGCAAUAGAGGAAGAGAGAAGAGAGAAGCUGAAAGCUGCCUGAGGUGGUUCCCUUCUCACUGAGCCAAAGCAACUAGCCGCAUAUUGUUAGAUAAGACCGCCGUCCUGUUACCCCAUAGACCACGGCUAUGAGCCAGCUAAUGUACAAUACGAAUCAAUGUGCACAACAAUGUAGAUUUAAUAAAUAUUUUCUAUAAGGAA
This is a messenger RNA of Pseudophryne corroboree (corroboree frog), 1909 nucleotides long. It is a transcript of the gene HHATL, whose product is annotated as hedgehog acyltransferase like. Gene Ontology annotation, cellular component: endoplasmic reticulum. Lineage: Eukaryota; Metazoa; Chordata; Amphibia; Anura; Myobatrachidae. The transcript is spliced from 12 exons. Gene Ontology annotation, molecular function: acyltransferase activity. Gene Ontology annotation, biological process: negative regulation of N-terminal protein palmitoylation. The record is from RefSeq and is a predicted model, not a curated record. The coding region runs from base 240 to 1751 and encodes 503 amino acids.